AUGAAGUUUCAAAGCAAUGAGAUUCUCAAUGGAAAGUACUCAGCAAGAAACACAACCAAAAGUGCUUUUCUCAUACCGUUCACUCUUCUUCUCAUCAUGUUUCCUCUUAUUCUCAUGAGAAACACAGAAGAAUCAUCACCAUCAUCGUCGUUGCCGCCGUCGUCUCCGAACAUGUCUUCUGUCAGAAACAUGAACAACAGAACAGAAACAAAAGGAUGUGACAUCUUUUCUGGUAACUGGAUUCCUCAUUCUGAAGAACCUUAUUACAAUAAUGUAACAUGCAAAUGGAUGAUAGAUGAACAAAACUGCAUGAAAUUCGGUAGACCUGAUGACGAGUAUCUUCAUUGGAGAUGGAAGCCGGAUGAAUGCGAGCUUCCGCUCUUUAAUGCAACUCAGUUCUUAGAGCUUGUUAGUGGUAAGAAAAUGGUUUUUGUUGGAGAUUCUGUUGGAAGAAACCAGUUGCAAUCUUUGUUGUGCCUCCUAAGUCAAGUGUCUGAACCUGAGGACGUUUCUCAUAAAUACACGUCGAAUGUCAUAUAUUUCAGGCGGUAUUUCUUCCCCGAUUACAAUUUCACCCUUGGAAAUCUAUGGUCACCAUAUUUUGUGAGAUCAAGUGAUGCUGAGAAAAAAGGUCAUUCAUACAACAACAUCAUGAAACUAUAUGUAGAUGAGGUUGAUGAAGCAUGGUCAAGUCAAGUUGAAAACUUUGACAUAGUAAUAAUCUCAGCAGGACAUUGGUUUUUUAGACCUUUGAUGUACUAUGAAAAGGGUCAACUUGUUGGAUGCAACAAAUGUGGAAUAGAGAAUGUAACAGAUCUUGCUCACUACUAUGGUUACAAAAUGGCAUUUAGGACUGCAUUUAGAACCUUAACAAGUCUUGAAAAUUUUAAGGGUGUGACAUUUUUUAGGACAUUUUCUCCAUCACAUUUUGAGAAUGGAGAUUGGAACAAAGGAGGGAAUUGUGUGAGGACAAAGCCAUUUAGCAAGGAAGUAAUGAAGCUAAAUGGUUACUUUCUAGAGACAUACAUGACACAAGUGAAUGAGUUUAAAGUGGCACAAGAGGUAGCAUCAAAUAAGGGAUUGAAGUUUUUGAUGCUAAAUACAACUGAGAUUAUGUUGUUGAGACCGGAUGGACACCCUAAUAAUUAUGGACAUUCUAAGGACACAAAUGUUACAUAUUACAAUGAUUGUGUUCAUUGGUGUUUGCCUGGACCUGUUGACACAUGGAAUGAGUUUUUGCUAUAUAUGUUGAAUAUAGAAAGCAACUCAUCUUAUGACUCAAAGUUAGAGAGUGUUGUUUUAUGA
Molecule: messenger RNA, 1305 nt
Organism: Lathyrus sativus (Indian pea)
Lineage: Eukaryota; Viridiplantae; Streptophyta; Magnoliopsida; Fabales; Fabaceae
Source: the annotation of a GenBank genome assembly